AUGUCUCCCUCGAUGACCAGGGACCAAGUCGCGUCUGCUCAGCUAUCAGGCGACUAUGCCAUAAAAUCUGAAAAAGCUGCUCCUGCGCUCGAUACGUCCCAAUGGCCUCUUCUACUUAAAAAUUAUGACAAGCUACUUGUGAGAUCCAGCCAUUUCACCCCCAUUCCUUCAGGAUGCAGUCCUUUGAAGCGUGAUAUCGUGUCUUAUGUCAAGUCUGGCGUCAUCAACCUUGACAAGCCCUCCAACCCAUCUUCACAUGAGGUUGUUGCUUGGUUGAGGAGAAUCUUGCGUGUUGAAAAGACAGGACACAGUGGUACUUUGGAUCCCAAAGUCACUGGUUGUUUGAUUGUUUGUAUCGAUCGCGCAACUAGAUUGGUCAAGUCGCAACAAGGAGCUGGAAAGGAAUAUGUUUGCGUGCUCCGUCUACACGCCGGCCUUCCCAACCCAGCCUCCCUCCCCCGCGCGCUACAGACCUUGAGCGGUGCUCUUUUCCAACGCCCCCCUCUGAUCUCCGCCGUAAAGCGUCAACUAAGAGUACGCACAAUUUACGAGUCCAAACUUCUUGAGUUUGAUGACAAGCGAAACCUUGCUGUGUUCUGGGUUUCCUGCGAAGCUGGAACUUACAUUCGUACGCUUUGUGUUCAUCUUGGUCUGGUUUUGGGUGUCGGCGGCCAUAUGCAAGAGCUCCGUCGAGUGCGAAGUGGCGCCAUGUCAGAAAACGACGACAUGGUAACUAUGCACGACGUUAUGGACGCCCAAUGGCUUUAUGACAAUAAGAGAGAUGAGUCUUAUUUGCGCCGUGUGAUCAAGCCUUUGGAAUGCCUGAUGGUUGGCUACAAGCGUAUAGUUGUCAAAGACAGCGCCGUUAACGCAGUCUGCUAUGGUGCAAAACUUAUGAUACCUGGUUUGCUACGUUACGAGGCGGACAUUUCUGUGCAUGAGGAGGUCGUCUUGAUGACGACCAAGGGCGAGGCAAUUGCUCUGGCUAUUGCUCAGAUGUCGACCGUCGAGCUCGCUACAUGCGAUCACGGUGUUGUUGCUAAAGUUAAACGGUGCAUCAUGGAGCGGGAUACAUAUCCUCGUCGCUGGGGACUUGGCCCCGUUGCACUGCAAAAGAAAAAGAUGGUCAAGGACGGAAAGUUGGGUAAACACGGUGAGAAGCUCGAGGGUGUCACACCCGCUGAGUGGAGCAAGGACUAUGUCGACUAUAACCGUGAUGAAGUUACGACAACCACCGCUGCGGCUGCCGUUGCGAGUGAGCAUGCUCAGGCUGGCCCCUCGACCACUGCCGAAGAUGGAGCUGCCAGCCCCAAAAAGGAAGAGAAAGAAAAGAAGCGGAAACGCAAAUCAGAAAUCCCCGGUGCUGAAGAGGCUCAGGCGGAGGACGGCGACGUGGCUGACGCUGAAAAGGCCGAGAAAAAGAAACGAAAAAAGGAGAAGAAAGAAAAAGAAGAGGCUGAACAUGGCGAGGAGGACGAGGAAGCUCGGCGGGAGAGGAAGAGGCUAAAGAAAGAGAAAAAGGCUCGGGCGUCAAUGGGUGGAGAGUGA
Molecule: messenger RNA, 1548 nt
Organism: Psilocybe cubensis
Lineage: Eukaryota; Fungi; Basidiomycota; Agaricomycetes; Agaricales; Agrocybaceae
Exons: 5
Coding region: 1-1548 (515 amino acids)
Biological process (GO): mRNA pseudouridine synthesis; snRNA pseudouridine synthesis; box H/ACA sno(s)RNA 3'-end processing
Cellular component (GO): box H/ACA snoRNP complex
Molecular function (GO): pseudouridine synthase activity; RNA binding
Source: RefSeq, a predicted model, not a curated record